Messenger RNA from Hyalella azteca, 1759 nucleotides. Its product is annotated as glycoprotein 3-alpha-L-fucosyltransferase A. Gene Ontology annotation, cellular component: membrane. Bases 102 to 1208 code for a protein of 368 amino acids. The record is from RefSeq and is a predicted model, not a curated record. Gene Ontology annotation, molecular function: alpha-(1->3)-fucosyltransferase activity. The transcript has 3 exons. NCBI's taxonomy places the organism in Eukaryota, Metazoa, Arthropoda, Malacostraca, Amphipoda, Hyalellidae.
AUAUUGAUGACGAAAAAGCAGCCAAAAGGAAGGAUAAUCUACAUAAGCCUGAACUUCAGUUUCAUGCAACAACGGAAUUUAAAGUCGAUGCUGCAAGAGAAAUGAGCGAUGCUGACUACAACUGGAGGAACCUUACUCCAGCCGAGAUCAGUCGCUUGUCAGUCCUCGGUCGGCGAAUGUUCUUGAAUGAAAAAAUUGGCUUCGAACAACAUAGAAAUUUCACGAUCCACCUCUGGAACUAUGAUAAGUUCGCUUGGGAACUUGGACCACGAUUUUUUAAGAUUGGAUCUCCAAUAAAAUUCGAUCCUUUUGAAAGUUGUUCUGUAAGUAACUGCCGAGUUACAACAAAAAAUAAGGAUAUUAUGGAUGCCGACGCUGUACUAUUCCAUUUACACCUUAUAGCUGGUCCCCCAGCAGAAGUUCGUAGAGCACCUGGACAACUCUGGGUGUGGUUUGGUGAUGAGAGUCCCUACAACGUUUUAAUUUCGACGAAUGACCGCAACCUCAUCCAUUAUAGCGGGUUUUUCAACUGGUCAAUGACAUACCGAAUGGACUCAAAUGUACCUGUGCCGUACGGUCGAGCUGUUCCUCUGCCAAAGGAUCAGUAUUUAGAUGAAAUAGAGGAUUAUCAUAAAUUAAAGAAGAAAAAUAUCGCCUUGAUGGGCUGGAACUGCGGUGGCUUGAAUGGACGGUACAAGUAUUUAGCCGAGAUGCAGAAAUACAUCGAGAUUGACGUGUACGGCAGGUGUGGAACGCUCAAGUGCGAGGGCCAUUACUACGAGAACUGUAACAAGUUGGACGAUUAUAAGUUCUACUUGGCAUUUGAAAGCUUAAACUGCGACGAAUACGUAACAGAGAAGGCCUGGUGGAACGCAUUGAACAAAUCUGCUGUACCUGUGGUGAUGGGGGCGCCUAAGCACAGUUAUCAGAAGCUCCUGCCCCCGAACUCUUUUAUUCACAUCGAUGACUUCAAGGGCCCUGAAGAACUGACGCAAUAUAUCAAGUACCUCCUAGACCAUCCUGCAGAGUAUAACAAGUACCACGAUUGGAGGAAACGGUACCGCGUAUUCAACGAGCAUGGCUACUCGGGGGCGCCGACGCGCCAGCUGUGCAGGCUCUGUGAGGCUCUCAACUACAACAACAAGACCAACCAACGAGCAGACUUGGAGAAUUAUUUCGACCACAAACGGCAGUGUCACGAUACUUAGAAGAACGAAAAUUCGUACAAUCUGCGCAAUUUCCAUGUUGCGUUAUUUAUAGUGGAUGCGGAUGACACUGGUCAUCCUGCGAUAGUCCAGUGUUAUUCGCAGGUGAUAGCCGUGCGACAGGUGGCUUGGUGGUUGGAGAGUGUCACUCUUCCUCUGUGACACAUUUAGGUUGGGAUUGUUCAGUUGAACGAGUAUCCUAAAUCAAGACCAGUUUUGUUUUCGCUUAACACGCAUAUAUAUGUGUUACGCUUGCAAAGUUUUAUGUUUAGAUAUUCAUUUUUAAUUUACAUUACAUGAAGAUUGAGAAAUGCAGCUAUUCCCAUGACAAUAUCGGUUCCUAUGUAGUCGUCGUCUUUUUUCCUGAGGCCUGGACCUCUCGAUUAUAGGCUCCACCGCUUGUCUUCACUCACCAUAGAUCUAAGUCUGGGAGUGAACUGCUCGAAGAACUAUCAACUUUUUGCUUUAUUGCCUUUGAAUGACCUCAUCUCAAUGAUUAGUGCGUGACAGCAUAUAUUAAUGUAUUAAUGACCAAUGCUAAAAUUGAGUGAGAA